Molecule: messenger RNA, 1197 nt
Organism: Aureococcus anophagefferens
Lineage: Eukaryota; Pelagophyceae; Pelagomonadales; Pelagomonadaceae
Exons: 1
Biological process (GO): glycolipid biosynthetic process
Cellular component (GO): plasma membrane
Source: RefSeq, a predicted model, not a curated record
CGGCGCUACGACCUCGUCAUCUACGGCGCGACGGGCUUCACGGGCCGCCUCGCGGCGGAGUACAUGGAGUCGCGCUACCGCAAGACGACCGUGACCUGGGCGCUCGCCGGGCGGAACCGCGCGAAGCUCGAAUCGCUCGCCAAGGAGAUCGGCGCCGACGACGUGCCGCUUUUGGUCGCGGAUGCGAACGACGCCGACGCCGUCGCCGCCAUGGUCGGCGACGCCAAGGCCGUCGCGAAUUUCGCGGGCACGCCGUUCCUCACGAAGGCGCUGCCCGUCGUCGAGGCCUGCGGCCGCCUCGGCACGCACUACGUGGACAUCACGGGCGAGACGGCGCUCCACAGGGCGUCGGCGGCGCGCUACGACGCGCUCGCCAAGUCGACGGGCGCGUGCGUCGUCCACAGCUGCGGCUACGACAGCGUGCCGUCCGACCUCGGGUAUUUGCUGGCCAACGACGCCUACCGCCACCUCCACGGCGGCCGCGCGCCGUCGCGCGCGCGCUACGUGAGCCGGUCCUUCUCGGGCGGCGCGUCCGGCGGCAGCAUCUACACGGGCCUGGCGCUCUUUGGCUUCGCGGACGAACUCUUCGACGACGACGCGAGGCGGCUCGUCGCCGAAACCUCGGGCAAGUACCCGCUCAGCGACGUCUGCGGGCCGGACGCGACCGACACGGUGUCGUUCCCCGAGUGGGACUGGCUCGCCGACGCCUGGGCGAUGCCGUUCAUCAUGGCGGGCGCGAACGCGCCCGUCGUCCGCAAGAGCCAGGAGAUCUACGGCGACUACGUGCCCUACGACGAGGUCGAGGCCUACGCCGGCUCGCGCGUCGGCGCCUACGCGUCCUACGCGGCGACCGUGGGGAGUCUGCUCGCGGUCCUCUUCCCGCCGACGCGGGCGCUCCUCAAGCGCUACGUGCUGCCCAAGCCCGGCGAGGGGCCGGACCGCGCGACGCGCGACGGCGGCGGCUUCCACUCGGAGGUCAUCUGCUCCGGCGUCGAGGGCGCCGUGAGCGCCCACGUCAAGAGCGGCACGGCGGGCGACGGCGGCUACAAGGCGACGGCGCACAUGGCCGUCGAGGCCGCGCUCGGCCUGGCCCUCGGCGACGGCGGCUGCGAGGACGGCGGCGUGCUGACGCCCGCGACGGCGCUCGGCUACGUCCUCGUGGAGCGCCUCCGGGCCACGGGCAUGGACCUCUACAUC